This is a messenger RNA of Culicoides brevitarsis, 38765 nucleotides long. RefSeq lists its product as uncharacterized. Gene Ontology annotation, biological process: intermediate filament cytoskeleton organization; wound healing. Lineage: Eukaryota; Metazoa; Arthropoda; Insecta; Diptera; Ceratopogonidae. Gene Ontology annotation, cellular component: intermediate filament; membrane; cytoskeleton. Gene Ontology annotation, molecular function: microtubule binding; calcium ion binding; structural molecule activity. The transcript has 32 exons. The coding region runs from base 295 to 37929 and encodes 12544 amino acids. The record is from RefSeq and is a predicted model, not a curated record.
GUUUUUGAAGGAAAGUACGUAGGUUUAAAAGCACACAAUGCACGAUUAAUGCAAAAGUGAAUUUUUUUCGGGAAAAGAAGUGAAAUAAAACGAGAAAAAUAGAGAAAAUUCACGUGAAAAUGAUGCAAUAAAAAGAAUGUACAAAAAGUGUGUUAAAUGAGUGUUGAGCCCACAAAAAAGAUCAAAAAAGAGUAAAAAUAUUGAAAAAAGCUCAAAAACAGUGCCAUUUGUAAAUAAAAAAAUCAUUCAAAAAUAAUUGAAAAACAGUGAAAAAUAAAAAAAAGUGGACAAAAAAUGUCUACGCAAAAAUAUUACAAAAACCGGCUAGGUUUUGAUCCGCGUGAAGAUCAAUACGAUAGCCAUCACCAUUCGCCGUCGCCGAUGAUGAAGGGCAGUCCAGCGCCGAUGAUGCGAGGCGGCUCGUACGACGACUACGGAAGCCCCAUGAAAAAGUCGCGUCAAUCGACGCCCGCCAACGAAUCGGCAUCGUCACAAGCUGGCUACGAGGAUGCCCUCACGCAAUUUAAAGAUGAACGAGAUGCCAUACAAAAGAAAACAUUCACAAAAUGGGUUAACAAACAUCUUAAAAAGGCAUCGAGGCGUGUAGAUGAUCUGUUUGAAGAUUUACGUGAUGGACACAAUCUUCUUUCUCUUUUGGAAGUAUUAUCUGGCGAGCAUCUUCCAAGAGAAAAAGGAAAAAUGCGUUUUCACAUGUUACAAAAUGCUCAAAUGGCAUUAGAUUUUCUCCGUUACAAGAAAAUCAAGCUAGUCAAUAUACGUGCGGAGGACAUCGUCGAUGGUAAUCCAAAAUUAACACUUGGUCUCAUUUGGACCAUUAUCCUGCACUUCCAGAUUUCGGAUAUUGUCGUUGGCCAAGAAGACAAUUUAACAGCACGUGAAGCACUCUUAAGAUGGGCCCGCAAAUCGACAGCACGCUAUCCGGGUGUUCGUGUAAACGACUUUACCGGAUCAUGGCGCGACGGUUUGGCGUUCAGCGCUCUCGUUCACCGUAACCGACCUGAUCUCAUCGACUGGCGAGAUGCUAGAUCACGUCGCCCACGCGAACGCUUGGAAACCGUCUUCCAUGCCGUCGAAAAGGAGUAUGGAGUUACCAGAUUGUUGGAUCCCGAAGAUGUCGACACACACGAACCAGAUGAGAAGUCGAUGAUUACCUAUCUCAGUUCGUUGUACGACGUUUUUCCGGAGCCCCCGCAAAUGCAUCCCCUCUUCGACAUGGAUUCGCAACGUCGUGUCAAGGAAUACCGGGAAUCCGCACAAGUUUUACUCUAUUGGUGCCGCGAAAAGACCGCAUUAUAUCAGGAGCGUACAUUCCCAUCGACAUUGAUCGAACUAAAACGAACAUUAAACGAGCUAAAUCGAUUCCGAUCCGAAGAAGUGCCUCUCAAGCAGCGUGAUAAGCAACAUUUGUUCAGCGUCUAUCGGGAAUUGGAGAAAUUCUUCGAAUCCGUUGGCGAAGUAGAAGUUGAACCCGAUCUACGUCCCGAAUCGUUGGAAAAAUCAUGGAAUCGUCUCAUGCAAGCAAUUGCUGAUCGCGAACAUCUCCUCUCGGGCGACGUCAACAAAAUGGAUCACAUUCAACGUCUCGCCGAAAAGUUAUCGCGCGAAAUCAAACACACCGACAUCCGUAUCAGCGAAUUGGAAGUCCGCAUUUCUGAGGAAGCGCGUCGCAUCGAUCGUCAACAUCCCGUCGAUGCCAAGAACAUCGUCGAAAGCAUCGAAUCCGAAGUGCGUCACUUGGAAGCCCCGCUGCACGACAUGGAACAAGAUUGUCGCGUGCUGAAAGACGCUCGUUACCCGCAAGCCAACGACUUGUCGAAGAAAGUGAAGAACUUGCAACAACGUUGGUCCGCAUUACGUACAACAUUCCACACUAGUUUAGUACAAAAACUAUCAGGUUUAAGUUAUCCCGUCCACGAAACCACGGUAACCAAGCAAACGCGCACCGUCGUCGAAACGCGUCAAAUCGGUGCAAAUCCCUACUUCCGCGACUUGGAAGAGUACACGGAAUGGUGCCACAAGAAACUCAAGGAAUUGCUUGCAGCUGACUAUGGAAGCGAUUUGCCCAGCGUAAAAGUUGAGUUGGAUCGUCAGCAACGCGAACACAAAGUUGUCGAUCAAUUCCAUCCGAAGGUCAUUCAUGCGGAACGACAAGCCGUUAAUUUCAGCGGAGACGAGUUGCAUUUGUACGAACAGCGAUUGAGUCAACUCAAGAAAGUUUAUGCCGAGUUGUUGGCGACGUCGUCGAAACGUUUGACGGAUUUAGAUGCCUUGCAAGACUUUUUGAAUGCCGCUACAGCUGAGCUUCAAUGGCUUAACGACAGAGAACAGAUCGAAAUUAGUCGCGAUUGGGCAGACAAGAAUUUGGAUUUGCCCGGAACUCAUCGUUAUUAUGAGAACCUCAUGUCUGAACUCGAGAAACGCGAAAUCCAUUUCGCCACAAUCCUCGAUCGCGGAGAAGCUUUACUCAUGCAAUCACACCCUGCAUCCAAGACAAUCGAAUCCCAUUUGCAAGCCUUGCAAUCUGCCUGGUCAUGGUUACUUCAACUCACUUUAUGUUUGGAAGUGCAUUUGAAACACGCCACAGAAUAUCACAACUUCUUCAACGAGUGCAAAGACGCCGAAGCAUGGUUGGCGAAACGUGACGAGAUCCUCAACACGAAAUAUUCGCAAUCCGAAUUCGGUAUCGAUCAGGGAGAAGCUCUUCUUCGCGGUAUGCAAGACAUUCGCUUGGAAUUGAACACAUUCGGCGAAACUGUGCAAGAUUUAAUCUCCCGCUCUACUACAAUUGUGCCAUUAAAACAACGCAAGCAGCCCGUGAAUCGUCAAACGCCCGUACAAACGAUCUGCAAAUACACGCAGGGCAACAUUUCGCUCGAAAAGAACGAAACUGUCACGCUCAUCGACACUUCGGGACGCGUUAAAUGGCGCAUCCGCACAAUGGCGGGACAAGAAUGCGCCGUGCCGGGCGAAUGUUUGUUAUUACCGCCUCCAGAUCAGGAAGCAAUUGACGCCGCAGAACGGUUGAAGAGACUUUUCGAUCGCACGGUUUCAUUAUGGCAGAAGAAACAAUUGCGUUUGAGACAAAAUAUGAUCUUUGCCACGAUCAAAGUCGUCAAAAGUUGGGACUUUGAACAAUUUUUGGCGAUGGGCGCUGAGCAGAGAACAUCGAUUCGACGUGCUUUGAAUGACGAUGCCGACAAAUUACUUGCCGAAGGAGAUCCAAAUGACCCGCAAUUGAGACGUUUACGCCGCGAAAUGGACGAAGUCAAUCGCUUGUUCGACGAAUUCGAGAAGAGAGCUCGUGCUGAAGAGGAAAGCAAACAAGCAAUCCGUGUCUUCACCGAGCACUGUAUCACGAUCAAGACCAGUUUAGAGGAUAUGGCACGCGAAUUGGAUCAUAUUAUCCUUUCGCCGAUGCCUCGUGACUUGGAUUCGCUCGAACACGCCGUUCAAACGCUCGAAGAUUAUCGUCGUCGUUUGGCGCUCAUCGAACCUGACUUGAAACAUUUGCAAGAACUUUUCCGUUCCAUCACAUUGAAGACGCCUGCUUUGAAGAAGAGUCUCGAUAAUUUGAUGGAAUUGUGGAAGGAGUUGAACACGCAAGCAGGACUUCAUGCGGAUCGUCUCAAACUUCUUGAAGGUGCUUUGCAAGGAUUGGAAGAUAACGAACAAGUUAUCUCGGAACUCGAGAACACGUUGAGCAAACAUUACGAAUUGCCAUCAACGGAGGAAGGACUUCACGAUUUGUUCAAACAUUUGACGCGCUUGCAGGACAUUAUCACGCAGCAACAACCGCAAAUGGAUAAAAUGAACGAUUCGGCAGACCAAUUGGGUCGCAUGGGAGUUCCCACAAAAGUACUUGGGGAUCUUAAACGUUUGCAUGCCAACGUCGAACGACUUAAUACACGAUGGAAUAACUUGUGUUUGCAAUUAGCUGACAGACUACGAAGCAUCGAAUCAGCUAUCGGUCUAAUGAAAAACAUUCAGACAAGUGUUGUAGUUGAGGAAAAUUGGGUCGAAGCCCAUACAUCGAAGUUAAAUUCACUGCCAACGGCAACUUCAGCCCUCGAAUUAGAUAGUUUAUUGGGGGCGGCUGUCGAAAGAACACCCAAAAUUGAACAGGUUAAUCUGACCGGAGGACGUUUAGUUAGAGAAGCCAAGAUUUACGAUGGAAAGUGUUUGCAUUACAACGAUUGGCUAGUCGAGCAACGUCCGAGCUUCACAGCGCCUCGUCGUGACAUCCACACUGAUGGCAUUCCCGGAGCAACAGAAGUCUGGAGUGAACGGUUAGAUAACCUGAAUACCCGUUACGAUCGCUUGCUGGAGGCAUUAUCGCAGCGCCUAAAGACCGCCGUCGAAGUUAACGGAGCCGAAGGAUUGAGCUUUGCGGAACAUAUUAAGAAACCUUUGCGAACAUAUCGUUCCGAGUUUAGUUUAGGCGUGUCUAGCAGUAAUAGUAAUAAUAACGUUACUGAGGUGCAGAAUGAACAAACGUUUACAACGUCCUACUCAACAUCGCAAUUCAGUACAACAAAAACGACAAAAUUAAUUAACGAUAACGCGGAAUAUGCCUCCGGCACUUCACCAACAGCCCCAAAUUCAGUAACUACAACACGUACGACUUACACGGAUGCGAAUCAUCCGAACGGAGCUACCACAAUGGGUAUCGGAAGUAAUGGCAGUGCCUCCGUGCAAUUUAGCGAAAUAAGAAGUUUAAAGCGAAAUGGGCAGCAAGCUGCUGCUCCGAAUGCCAACAAUGGCGACAAUAAGAUUUUAAAUGCGCCAGGCAUCGUUGACCCGCUAACAGGUCAAAUAUUAACAGUUGGUGAAGCGAUUCAAGCGCGACUUUUAGACGUAAGAACGGGCGAACUCAACAUGAAUGGCGAAAAAUUGCCGCUCGACGAGGCUGUGAAACGAAAAUUGAUCGACGAAAAGUUAGCGAAUAACUUACUCAAGCCCGGUGCGGCGAUAGAUGCGGGUACAGGAAAGCCCCUCAGUUUGCUGGAAGUGAUUCAGCGCGAACUACUGGAUGCCGAAAAUGGAUUUGACACGACAGACAAACGAAUAAAGGUAACGAAGUACAACCAGGGACAACCGAUUAGUGUUGCCGAUGCCAUUAAAAAUGGAACGUUCGAUCCGAAUACGGGUGUUUUCCGUUGCGAAACGGGCGAAACAAUUACCAUUCAGGAUGCGUACGAAUUGGGUUAUUUGAUAAAAAGUGACAAUGUGAAAAUAAAAUCGAACGCGUUGUGUCUCUCCGAUGCCAUUGCGCAUGGUCUCGUCGAUGCAAACGGCUGGAUCACCGAUCGCAAUUCCGGCGAAAGAUUCAGGUUAGAUUCGGCAAUCGCGAAAGGUCUGAUCCGGAAAGAUUUAAAAGAAAUCGUCGACACAAAGAACGAUGUCAAAAUCACGGUAUCCGAAGCUCUCGAUCGCGGCAUUUUAAAUCCGAAAACGGGACGUUACAAAAAUUUAAAUACGAAAGAAAAAUUGACCUUUAUAGAGGCGAAAAAUCGCCAACUUAUUUGUAAACCGAUGACUUUGAAAGACGUUAUCGACAUGAAUUUGUUCGACAAGACGAGUAAAUGUAAAAUUAUGUCUCCGACACGCAGAGCUCGUUUUUCCAUCAACGAAGCUCUGCGCACGGGGGUCUUAGAUGCUGACGUUAAAUGCAUCACACGCACAAAGGGCGACCUCGUGAGUCUCUCUGAAGCCAUCAACGAAGGAAUCAUCCAAACGGGCGAUUUCAAGUACAAAGACAUCACAACUGGCGAAGUGAUGUCAAUUACCGAGGCGGUAGAACGCGGUUUAAUUUCUUCCGUUUCGCAAAAAUCUAUCUUCAAUAUUGAUGGCUUCAAGGAUCCUCACUCUGGCGACUUUGUACCCUUGAAUGUUGCACUGGCGAAAAAUCUGUUACACAAAAAACCCGAUGGCACAUUUAAACUCGAUGCCGGCAAGGGAGUUCUCACGGACUUACCGAAUGGCGUCGAAUUGUCGCUCGUACGCCCGGAGGUCUUGGAGAUGCUAAAUCGCAAAAUUGGCGUCUUCCAUAAGACCGAUGGCAAAGAGUUGAGUGUUCUCGAUCUAGUCUACCAUGAGCUAAUUGACCCGAAAACGGGUUAUUUGCUCGAAGAUCCCGUCACGAAAACAAUUGUUCCUUUAGACAAAGCUAUCGAACGGAAAUUGAUUACACCAGAAGGAGCCUUAUUAUUGUCUAGCUUACUAAAUAUUACGCUUACCACGGAAACUGUAACGAAAACUGUGAAACGUUACGUUACCAUUACUCACUCAGGACAAGAAGAACAAGCUGGGCACCUUACGACAGGCAUGUCCUUUACCGAAGCUGUUCGCCUUAAUCUUAUAAAUGUUGACGCACAAACCUUUACCGACCCGAAAAACAAUCAAACUUACCCCAUACAACAAGCCCUCAUUUUGGGUCUUAUUGUACCCGAUACGGAACGUGCUAAAAGCAAAUCUCCCACGCCUGUUUCUCCCAAUCAGUUGUCCGGAUACAAUUACACUCCGGCAUCUGAUAGCAAACGAGGCACUUUUACGAUUGUGACAAAACGCUUUAUUCCCGAUUCGCCCGAUUAUGAUCCCCAUACUGAUCCUUAUCACACGUACUCUGACGUCGUCAAGGGACUUCGUCGAGGACGACAUCACGAAACGCAUUUCUCCCAAUCUGGAAGUCUCAUAACUUCCUCCGAAUACUCUGAUUCGCAAUCACGCGAGUUCAAAGACUCUGCUGGCUUUAUCAGAAAAGAGCGCGAAGAAAUCGAAGAACGUUCAAGCACUGAACGUCAACUAUUAGACGUGCCAAAAGAUGGAUGGCUCUUCAUUGAUGCCUUAAAACUCAAACUUUUAGAUCCCGAUACGGGAAUGUUCAUUAUUCAAGGCACAGAUCGUCUUGUAAGCUUCGAAGAAUGUAUCAAACUGAAAAUAAUCAAUCCCAAAUCCGUAGUUGUUGUUGACACGAAAAACAAUCGUCGUACAAGUGUUACGAGAGCUUUUGAAAAACAUCUUAUCGACAAUACAGGACGUUAUAAGACCUCUACAGGUUACCUUACGUUACGUCAAGCUCUCGAUCAAGGCAAAAUCAUGCCAGAAACACCGACGGAAGAAAGUUCCGUGACAACAACGACCGUUGAAAAGACAUUUACGAAAUUACCAUCGUCCGAAACUACAUCGCCUGAACCUGUUCAAAUCGCUCCCGGGGUUAUUUAUGAUCCCUCAACAGCUUUAGUUAUUUUCACGCAAACAGGCGUUUCGGAAAAUGUUCUUCAAGCUGCGUACGAAGGUAGAGUUGAUCCCAAUUUUGUUCAAAUUUUCGAUGCUGAACGUAAUGAAUACGUAACUAUCCAUGAGGCAGUUCGUCGUCAAAUUAUUAUCAUUCAAACUUGGGUUGUGCGAGAUCGUACAAUGACUUAUGUCACUUUAAUUCAUGCCAUUCGCAUGGGACUUGUAAGAGUUCAAGGAGCUCCCUUGGUAGCUGCUGAUGGCGCCAUUAAUGUACUCAAUUUAGUCACAGACCCGACAACAGGCAAACAAAUCCCCAUUGAAGUUGCCUAUGAACGUGGAUAUGUUACGCGCGAACAACUCAUUAGCAUCACAGGAUAUGCUUCCCCUGCCUUGUCUCGUAAAGUUUCCGAUGAACCAGAUUCAAAACUCGCUCCCCGCAUGUUAGAAUUUGAAAGUGAACCAAUUGUCUUGCAUAAAAUGAAGAAAAUUAUGAUAACGCCGCACGAAGGUUUAAGUCGCGGAUUGUUAGAUAAAAAUACUGCUGAUUUGCUUGAUAAUAACGAGCUUUAUUUGAAACCUGAUGGCACUCGUAUGACAUUGAAAGAUGCAAUUGCUUGCGGAAAACUCGAUGGAACAAAAGGUUUCAUCAAAGAUCCUCAGAGAAAUGACGUUUUAUGCAUCAAUGAUGCAAUUGCACGAGGUUUUCUCGAUCCUCAAGGCAAUAACCAUAUUUUACUGCCAAUCGCAAGAAGUCUUUCUAUUCGAGAGUUGCGCGAUCAAGGUCUCAUUAGCAAAACUACAAAUCGCAUUUGGCAUCCCGAAAGCGGAUCUGAACUCACGAUCCGUGAAGCUAUCAUUUGUGACAUUGUAGAUCCCCUAUCGCAUGUUCUUGAGCCCGCACAUGGGCAACAUAUCACUCUCGAGAAAGCCAUUGAGAAAAAGAUCUUAGAUGAAGAGUUUUGCACUGUCAAAACCAAAAAAGAUACGGUUCCCUUGUUGAAAGGCGUUGAAAUGAAGAUCUUUGAUACGCCAAGUCAUCGUAAUACCUUUGACGAUAUUCCUCCAGCUGCUUUAACGUUCCCUGUAGCGUUAAAACUUGGCUUUAUCGAUACCUAUAAGAAGGAAUUCAUUCAUCCUGUUUCGCAUGAACGUAUGAAUAUUCUCAAAGCAAUUGAGAAAAAUUACAUUUUGUGUCUCCCGUAUCCGCAGCAUCCUCAUCAAGUUCAUAUUGAGGAAGCUUUGAGCAAAAAUUUGAUCGAUUCACAAAAAUUGACAUUCUAUAAUCCAAAAUCGAAAGAGACACAAUCUAUUUUUGAUGCUGUCAAUUCUGGCGCAUUGAUCGUUAAAGAGUUCCCUAAUUAUUUGACGCAACAAUCUUCGGAUACAGAUGUUGCUAAUAUCACUGAAACUUUGACUUCAGUUCAUACAAUUACAACAAGAACUAUUGAACUAAUCUAUGGUUAUACCAUGAUUUCAGCUGAUCGUGUUCAAAACAUGAAAACAGGAGAAAUUUAUACUUUGGAACAAGCUCGAGCUCAAGGAAUCGUCAAAGACGAAGCUGAUGCUCAAAACAGUCUUGCCACGAAAGAAAUUAAACUCAACUUCCAAGAUGCCGUGAAAUUUGGUAUUGUUGACAUUUCCACGGGAUUGUUUACACAUCCAAAUUCAGGCGUCGUAAUGACAAUUACGCAAGCAGUAAGUGAUGGAUUUUUGGAAACUGAAUCUAUUUCUUCGGGCGACUCGUUGAAACGACACAAUAUGACUCUUGAAGAAGCUUACGAUACAAUUUACGAUAUCGAACAUCGACGUUUCCGCGAUCCUCGUAAUUUGAAUAGAUAUUUAACUCUUUGGCAAUGCAUUGAAGAAAAUAUUAUAGAUGGAAAUUCGAUCAUUUUUGAAGUUCAAUCGGGAAAACCUUUCACUUUACGCGAUGCUAUCGAAAGAGGUCUUGUUGAUCGCGAAACGGGUGAAUUCAAACAAAAUGUGGGACAAGAUAUUAACGUUAAAGAAGCAACCAAAAAGGGAUUAGUUGCCGUUGUUGGAGCCCCAGUUUGGGCAGGUUUGACAUUCGCUGAUGUCGUGAAAAAUAACUUCAAAAUCCCUCCGCAUUACAAAGUUAGUCAAAAGCCGCGUGAAAAGCAAGUUACUAUUGAAAAAGUUAUUACGCGUGAAAGUCGUUCGCCGCAAGAACCCGCGCAAUUUGUUAUGACCGAUAAAACAAAACCCACGGAAAAACGUAAGAAAGAUAGAAAAUCUCCUUCGAGAGAUACGCCUGAUUCCGCGAAAAAGUCUAAACUCGAGAAAUUUACGGAAAAAUUGCAACGUCGUUCAGACAGUCCCAAAUCUCCGUCGCCUGCGAAACGUAACAAGGCAUUAAUUGAAGUUGAAAAACCCGUGAAUGCUUCUCCCGGCGCAUGGGGUGCUUGGGGAAUGGAUACAUCGAAAGGUGCUAUUCCUAAAACUCAUAAAACUGAAGAAAAGCAUAAAGAUAAGAAACCCAAACGCGAAGAUAGUCAUGAAAAAGUAAAAGAUGUUGUCGAUUCUAAACCAGUUGAAACUCACAAAACACAAGAUCCUAAAGACAAAAAGUCUCCAAUUACUGUUGAAGCUCCAAAAGUUCAUGAAGCUAAAGACAAAAAAUCCCCCGAAACAGUUGACACUAAAGUUACGGUUCGCGUUGAAACAAAAACUGAAGAAUUUAAGAUUCCUCAACCAAAGGAACGAAAAGUUUCUCCCGAUACUCAACGUCCCUCCGAACUUUCAGUUGAAACAUUUGCUGAUGUAGUUGCAGGUCGUAGAACGCCUACGCCAACUCACGGAACUAAAUUCCAAUCAACACAUGAGUUUAAUGUUGAAACUACGAAAGUAACUGCACGAGCAGGCGGAUGGGGUGCUUGGGGAAUUGAUAGUCCAAGUGACAAAAAGAAGAAAGAUGAUACUCUCAAAUCCCCCAAACCUGUUAAACAAAAGAAAGGUAGUAAGAAAGAUCUUUCUUCUGAUACUGAUAAGUCAGAUUUUGACAAACACUCUCCUUCUCCAGAUGAUCAUUCGAAAGAACCUAAAAAAUCUUAUAAUCUUAAACGUGGCUUCCUUUCAAUUAUUGGAGCAAUUCGAACAUUCUUUGAUCCUAAAACGGGUCGUGAAAUGCCUUUGGAUCAAGCUAUCAAAGAAGGCUUGGUUAGUCAAGACGAGUUGAAUAAUCUUUCCAUUGAAAAACCCAAGAAAAAACGUACUUUUAGUUUCACAAAAACAACUACAAUUGAAGUUGAGACAAAUGGCAGCUCUGUACCUGUGUCUGAUAAACCAUCAAAAGAUGGCAAAAAGAAUGACACUGCACAACCUCUAUCACCUGUUGAUACAGACAAAAGUGCAAAGAAAAAGGAUAAGAAACGUGACAAAAAGGGCUCUCGCGACAAUCUUGACGAGACUCCAAUUGUAACUGACAACAAAGCACGUGACUUAACAACUGACUUCCUUGAACAAGAACGCAAUAAUGUUGACAAAAUUGCCGUUUUCCGUACAAUGUCUCCGGAAAGCAUUGCAAAAACUCAUAAUUUGAUUGAAGAAACGACCGUUGUUGAAGAAACUAUUGCUGACGGACCUAAGAGAGGAACAAUUACCGUUGUUACGAGACUCACAAAAGACGAUGCUUCCGAAGCAGAUCAAAGUCCAUUGCAAUCCAAGAAAUUGGGCGGUGCAAUUCGUUGGUCUGAUGAGGAAACAGCUGCAAGUGACUUGGAAAAGGAAAAGUCUCCCGAUAGUGAUAGAAAAGUUUUGAGUAAAGAACUUGUUCAACAUGAAGUUGUUGAGCAUGUUCAAAGUGAUGUGAGUGUUGUCCAUAUUAUACCUAUUGAUAAUGAAAAAGGCGGAAGUUCAGUUACACACAUUGUACCUGAAACAAAGCCUGAACCUGAAACACAAAAGAAAUCUAAACUUUUUGGUACAAUUAAAUUAGGUUUUAUAACCAUUGUAAAUUCUGUUAAACAUUGGGUAAAUCCUCAAACGGGAAAACCCAUACCUUUAGAACAAGCUUAUCGCGAAGGUCUCAUAACUGAAGAAGAGUAUAAUAAAUUUUUGUCUGAUCCUGUUCCCCACGAUACUGUUACGAUUGUAGAGACUGAGACUAAAUCUCUUCGAGAUUCACGAUCAAGAUCUAAAUCGCCCAUUUCUAAAAUAGGAGAAAGUUCAAAGAAUAAACAAACAGCUACAAUUGAAAUAAUUAAGAAAGAAAUUACAUUAGAUAAAGAUGUUGAUGCAACAACUCCCGUUGUUACAGAUACAAGAACUAUAACUCAUAUUGAACCUCAAGAUUUGGUUGAUGAAAAGAACAAAUUAAAAGACAAAACUUCAGAAUUUUUGGAAAGUCAAUUGACAUUCAGACCUGAAAGAACUACUGUAUCUUCAGAAAAAGAAUCUUCACCAGAUUCUUCUGAAGCAUCUGCAUUGAAAGACAAGAAACCUAAAAAAGAUAAGAAACAAAAAGAUGUUAAGGAAAAGGAAGUUAAAGAAAAAGAAGUUAAGGAAAAGAAACCUAAAGAUGACACUCCUUCUAAAACUUCAAAAUUCUUCGGCGGUAUCAAAACAGGACUAAUGGCAGUUGUUGGAGCUCCUGUAGUUUUAUACAACUCCAUUCGUCAUUGGAUUGAUCCAAAAACAGGAAAGGCAAUCCCUCUUGAUCAGGCUCUUGCUGAGGGACACAUCUCUCAAGAAGAGUAUGAUAAAUUGAUGAAAGAACCAAUUCCUGAAGAAACCGUUGAAGUUACUGAAACUACUGUCUCAUCGCCUGUUGUAACUAAAACUAAAACAAUUGUUGUCGAAACAAUUGAAGUUCAACAAAAGGUCGAUGACAAACCUGAAAUUAAAGACAAGACAUUAGAAUUCUUAGAAAGUCAAUCUACAUUUAGACCUGAACGAACAACAGCAUCUCCUGAAAAAGAAGUUUCUCCUGAAACAUCUGAAGCUGUAAAAUCUAAAGAUAAAAAAUCAAAGAAAGAAAAGAAACCUAAAGAACCUAAAGAAGUUAAAGAAAAAGAACCUAAAGAUGACACUCCUUCUAAAGCUUCGAAAUUCUUCGGCGGAAUCAAAACAGGACUUAUGGCAGUUGUUGGAGCUCCCGUAGUUUUAUACAACUCCAUUCGUCAUUGGAUUGAUCCGAAAACAGGAAAGGCAAUUCCUCUUGAUCAAGCUCUUGCUGAGGGACAUAUCUCUCAAGAAGAGUAUGAUAAAUUGAUGAAAGAACCAAUUCCUGAAGAAACCGUUGAAGUUACUGAAACUACUGUCUCACCGCCUGUUGUAACUAAAACUGAAACAAUUUUUGUCGAAACAAUUGAAGUUCAACAAAAGGUCGAUGACAAACCUGAAAUUAAAGACAAGACAUUAGAAUUCUUAGAAAGUCAAUCUACAUUUAGACCUGAACGAACAACAGCAUCUCCUGAAAAAGAUGUUUCUCCUGAAACAUCUGAAGCUGUAAAACCGAAAGACAAAAAAUCCAAAAAAGAAAAGAAACCAAAAGAAGUCAAAGAAAAAGAACCUAAAGAUGACACUCCUUCUAAAGCUUCGAAAUUCUUCGGCGGAAUCAAAACAGGACUUAUGGCAGUUGUUGGAGCUCCCGUAGUUGUAUACAACUCCAUUCGUCAUUGGAUUGAUCCGAAAACAGGAAAGGCAAUUCCUCUUGAUCAGGCUCUUGCUGAGGGACACAUCUCUCAAGAAGAGUAUGAUAAAUUGAUGAAAGAACCAAUUCCUGAAGAAACCGUUGAAGUUACUGAAACUACUGUCUCAUCGCCUGUUGUAACUAAAACUGAAACAAUUGUUGUCGAAACAAUUGAAGUUCAACAAAAGGUCGAUGACAAACCUGAAAUUAAAGACAAGACAUUAGAAUUCUUAGAAAGUCAAUCUACAUUUAGACCUGAAAGAACAACAGCAUCUCCUGAAAAAGAUGUUUCUCCUGAAACAUCUGAAGCUGUAAAAUCUAAAGAUAAAAAAUCAAAGAAAGAAAAGAAACCUAAAGAAGUUAAAGAAAAAGCCCCUAAAGAAGUCAAAGAAAAAGAACCUAAAGAUGACACUCCUUCUAAAGCUUCGAAAUUCUUCGGCGGAAUCAAAACAGGACUUAUGGCAGUUGUUGGAGCUCCCGUAGUUUUAUACAACUCCAUUCGUCAUUGGAUUGAUCCGAAAACAGGAAAGGCAAUUCCUCUUGAUCAAGCUCUUGCUGAGGGACAUAUCUCUCAAGAAGAGUAUGAUAAAUUGAUGAAAGAACCAAUUCCUGAAGAAUCCGUUGAAGUUACUGAAACUACUGUCUCAUCGCCUGUUGUAACUAAAACUGAAACAAUUGUUGUCGAAACAAUUGAAGUUCAGCAAAAGGUCGAUGACAAACCUGAAAUUAAAGACAAGACAUUAGAAUUCUUAGAAAGUCAAUCUACAUAUAGACCUGAAAGAACAACAGCAUCUCCUGAAAAAGAAGUUUCUCCUGAAACAUCUGAAGCUGUAAAACCGAAAGACAAAAAAUCCAAGAAAGAAAAGAAACCUAAAGAAGUUAAAGAAAAAGAACCUAAAGAUGACACUCCUUCUAAAGCUUCGAAAUUCUUCGGCGGAAUCAAAACAGGAUUUAUGGCAGUUGUUGGAGCUCCCGUAGUUUUAUACAACUCCAUUCGUCAUUGGAUUGAUCCGAAAACAGGAAAGGCAAUUCCUCUUGAUCAGGCUCUUGCUGAGGGACAUAUCACUCAAGAAGAGUAUGAUAAAUUGAUGAAAGAACCAAUUCCUGAAGAAACCGUUGAAGUCACCGAAACUACUGUCUCAUCGCCUGUUGUAACUAAAACUGAAACAAUUGUUGUCGAAACAAUUGAAGUUCAACAAAAGGUCGAUGACAAACCUGAAAUCAAAGACAAGACAUUAGAAUUCUUAGAAAGUCAAUCUACAUAUAGACCUGAAAGAACAACAGCAUCUCCUGAAAAAGAUGUUUCUCCUGAAACAUCUGAAGCUGUUAAAUCUAAAGAUAAAAAAUCAAAGAAAGAAAAGAAACCUAAAGAAGUUAAAGAAAAAGCCCCUAAAGAAGUCAAAGAAAAAGAACCUAAAGAUGACACUCCUUCUAAAGCUUCGAAAUUCUUCGGCGGAAUCAAAACAGGACUUAUGGCAGUUGUUGGAGCUCCCGUAGUUUUAUACAACUCCAUUCGUCAUUGGAUUGAUCCAAAAACAGGAAAGGCAAUUCCUCUUGAUCAGGCUCUUGCUGAGGGACAUAUCACUCAAGAAGAGUAUGAUAAAUUGAUGAAAGAACCAAUUCCUGAAGAAACCGUUGAAGUUACUGAAACUACUGUCUCAUCGCCUGUUGUAACUAAAACUGAAACAAUUGUUGUCGAAACAAUUGAAGUUCAGCAAAAGGUCGAUGACAAACCUGAAAUUAAAGACAAGACAUUAGAAUUCUUAGAAAGUCAAUCUACAUUUAGACCUGAACGAACAACAGCAUCUCCUGAAAAAGAAGUUUCUCCUGAAACAUCUGAAGCUGUAAAACCGAAAGACAAAAAAUCCAAGAAAGAAAAGAAACCUAAAGAACCUAAAGAAGUUAAAGAAAAAGAACCUAAAGAUGACACUCCUUCUAAAGCUUCGAAAUUCUUCGGCGGAAUCAAAACAGGACUUAUGGCAGUUGUUGGAGCUCCCGUAGUUUUAUACAACUCCAUUCGUCAUUGGAUUGAUCCGAAAACAGGAAAGGCAAUUCCUCUUGAUCAGGCUCUUGCUGAGGGACAUAUCACUCAAGAAGAGUAUGAUAAAUUGAUGAAAGAACCAAUUCCUGAAGAAACCGUUGAAGUCACCGAAACUACUGUCUCAUCGCCUGUUGUAACUAAAACUGAAACAAUUGUUGUCGAAACAAUUGAAGUUCAACAAAAGGUCGAUGACAAACCUGAAAUUAAAGACAAGACAUUAGAAUUCUUAGAAAGUCAAUCUACAUUUAGACCUGAACGAACAACAGCAUCUCCUGAAAAAGAAGUUUCUCCUGAAACAUCUGAAGCUGUAAAACCGAAAGACAAAAAAUCCAAGAAAGAAAAGAAACCUAAAGAACCUAAAGAAGUUAAAGAAAAAGAACCUAAAGAUGACACUCCUUCUAAAGCUUCGAAAUUCUUCGGCGGAAUCAAAACAGGACUUAUGGCAGUUGUUGGAGCUCCCGUAGUUUUAUACAACUCCAUUCGUCAUUGGAUUGAUCCGAAAACAGGAAAGGCAAUUCCUCUUGAUCAGGCUCUUGCUGAGGGACACAUCUCUCAAGAAGAGUAUGAUAAAUUGAUGAAAGAACCAAUUCCUAAAGAAUCCGUUGAAGUUACUGAAACUACUGUCUCAUCGCCUGUUGUAACUAAAACUGAAACAAUUGUUGUCGAAACAAUUGAAGUUCAGCAAAAGGUCGAUGACAAACCUGAAAUCAAAGACAAGACAUUAGAAUUCUUAGAAAGUCAAUCUACAUAUAGACCUGAAAGAACAACAGCAUCUCCUGAAAAAGAAGUUUCUCCUGAAACAUCUGAGGCUGUAAAAUCUAAAGAUAAAAAAUCAAAGAAAGAAAAGAAACCUAAAGAAGUUAAAGAAAAAGCCCCUAAAGAAGUCAAAGAAAAAGAACCUAAAGAUGACACUCCUUCUAAAGCUUCGAAAUUCUUCGGCGGAAUCAAAACAGGACUUAUGGCAGUUGUUGGAGCUCCCGUAGUUUUAUACAACUCCAUUCGUCAUUGGAUUGAUCCGAAAACAGGAAAGGCAAUUCCUCUUGAUCAGGCUCUUGCUGAGGGACAUAUCUCUCAAGAAGAGUAUGAUAAAUUGAUGAAAGAACCAAUUCCUGAAGAAUCCGUUGAAGUUACUGAAACUACUGUCUCAUCGCCUGUUGUAACUAAAACUGAAACAAUUGUUGUCGAAACAAUUGAAGUUCAGCAAAAGGUCGAUGACAAACCUGAAAUCAAAGACAAGACAUUAGAAUUCUUAGAAAGUCAAUCUACAUAUAGACCUGAACGAACAACAGCAUCUCCUGAAAAAGAAGUUUCUCCUGAAACAUCUGAAGCUGUAAAACCGAAAGACAAAAAAUCCAAGAAAGAAAAGAAACCUAAAGAACCUAAAGAAGUUAAAGAAAAAGAACCUAAAGAUGACACUCCUUCUAAAGCUUCGAAAUUCUUCGGCGGAAUCAAAACAGGACUUAUGGCAGUUGUUGGAGCUCCCGUAGUUUUAUACAACUCCAUUCGUCAUUGGAUUGAUCCGAAAACAGGAAAGGCAAUUCCUCUUGAUCAGGCUCUUGCUGAGGGACACAUCUCUCAAGAAGAGUAUGAUAAAUUGAUGAAAGAACCAAUUCCUGAAGAAUCCGUUGAAGUUACUGAAACUACUGUCUCAUCGCCUGUUGUAACUAAAACUGAAACAAUUGUUGUCGAAACAAUUGAAGUUCAGCAAAAGGUCGAUGACAAACCUGAAAUCAAAGACAAGACAUUAGAAUUCUUAGAAAGUCAAUCUACAUAUAGACCUGAAAGAACAACAGCAUCUCCUGAAAAAGAAGUUUCUCCUGAAACAUCUGAGGCUGUAAAAUCUAAAGAUAAAAAAUCAAAGAAAGAAAAGAAACCUAAAGAACCUAAAGAAGUUAAAGAAAAAGAACCUAAAGAUGACACUCCUUCUAAAGCUUCAAAAUUCUUCGGCGGAAUCAAAACAGGACUUAUGGCAGUUGUUGGAGCUCCCGUAGUUUUAUACAACUCCAUUCGUCAUUGGAUUGAUCCGAAAACAGGAAAGGCAAUUCCUCUUGAUCAGGCUCUUGCUGAGGGACAUAUCACUCAAGAAGAGUAUGAUAAAUUGAUGAAAGAACCAAUUCCUGAAGAAACCGUUGAAGUUACUGAAACUACUGUCUCAUCGCCUGUUGUAACUAAAACUGAAACAAUUGUUGUCGAAACAAUUGAAGUUCAACAAAAGGUCGAUGACAAACCUGAAAUUAAAGACAAGACAUUAGAAUUCUUAGAAAGUCAAUCUACAUAUAGACCUGAAAGAACAACAGCAUCUCCUGAAAAAGAAGUUUCUCCUGAAACAUCUGAGGCUGUAAAAUCUAAAGAUAAAAAAUCAAAGAAAGAAAAGAAACCUAAAGAAGUUAAAGAAAAAGCCCCUAAAGAAGUCAAAGAAAAAGAACCUAAAGAUGACACUCCUUCUAAAGCUUCGAAAUUCUUCGGCGGAAUCAAAACAGGACUUAUGGCAGUUGUUGGAGCUCCCGUAGUUUUAUACAACUCCAUUCGUCAUUGGAUUGAUCCGAAAACAGGAAAGGCAAUUCCUCUUGAUCAGGCUCUUGCUGAGGGACAUAUCACUCAAGAAGAGUAUGAUAAAUUGAUGAAAGAACCAAUUCCUGAAGAAACCGUUGAAGUUACUGAAACUACUGUCUCAUCGCCUGUUGUAACUAAAACUGAAACAAUUGUUGUCGAAACAAUUGAAGUUCAACAAAAGGUCGAUGACAAACCUGAAAUUAAAGACAAGACAUUAGAAUUCUUAGAAAGUCAAUCUACAUUUAGACCUGAACGAACAACAGCAUCUCCUGAAAAAGAAGUUUCUCCUGAAACAUCUGAAGCUGUAAAACCGAAAGACAAAAAAUCCAAGAAAGAAAAGAAACCUAAAGAACCUAAAGAAGUUAAAGAAAAAGAACCUAAAGAUGACACUCCUUCUAAAGCUUCAAAAUUCUUCGGCGGAAUCAAAACAGGACUUAUGGCAGUUGUUGGAGCUCCCGUAGUUUUAUACAACUCCAUUCGUCAUUGGAUUGAUCCGAAAACAGGAAAGGCAAUUCCUCUUGAUCAGGCUCUUGCUGAGGGACAUAUCACUCAAGAAGAGUAUGAUAAAUUGAUGAAAGAACCAAUUCCUGAAGAAACCGUUGAAGUCACCGAAACUACUGUCUCAUCGCCUGUUGUAACUAAAACUGAAACAAUUGUUGUCGAAACAAUUGAAGUUCAACAAAAGGUCGAUGACAAACCUGAAAUUAAAGACAAGACAUUAGAAUUCUUAGAAAGUCAAUCUACAUUUAGACCUGAAAGAACAACAGCAUCUCCUGAAAAAGAAGUUUCUCCUGAAACAUCUGAAGCUGUAAAAUCUAAAGAUAAAAAAUCAAAGAAAGAAAAGAAACCUAAAGAAGUUAAAGAAAAAGCCCCUAAAGAAGUCAAAGAAAAAGAACCUAAAGAUGACACUCCUUCUAAAGCUUCGAAAUUCUUCGGCGGAAUCAAAACAGGACUUAUGGCAGUUGUUGGAGCUCCCGUAGUUUUAUACAACUCCAUUCGUCAUUGGAUUGAUCCGAAAACAGGAAAGGCAAUUCCUCUUGAUCAAGCUCUUGCUGAGGGACAUAUCUCUCAAGAAGAGUAUGAUAAAUUGAUGAAAGAACCAAUUCCUGAAGAAACCGUUGAAGUUACUGAAACUACUGUCUCAUCGCCUGUUGUAACUAAAACUGAAACAAUUGUUGUCGAAACAAUUGAAGUUCAACAAAAGGUCGAUGACAAACCUGAAAUUAAAGACAAGACAUUAGAAUUCUUAGAAAGUCAAUCUACAUUUAGACCUGAACGAACAACAGCAUCUCCUGAAAAAGAAGUUUCUCCUGAAACAUCUGAAGCUGUAAAACCGAAAGACAAAAAAUCCAAGAAAGAAAAGAAACCUAAAGAACCUAAAGAAGUUAAAGAAAAAGAACCUAAAGAUGACACUCCUUCUAAAGCUUCGAAAUUCUUCGGCGGAAUCAAAACAGGACUUAUGGCAGUUGUUGGAGCUCCCGUAGUUUUAUACAACUCCAUUCGUCAUUGGAUUGAUCCGAAAACAGGAAAGGCAAUUCCUCUUGAUCAAGCUCUUGCUGAGGGACAUAUCUCUCAAGAAGAGUAUGAUAAAUUGAUGAAAGAACCAAUUCCUGAAGAAACCGUUGAGGUUGUAACUAAAACUGAAACAAUUGUUGUCGAAACAAUUGAAGUUCUUAUGGCAGUUGUUGACACAACAAAAGACUUAUCUACAUUUAGACCUGAACGAACAACAGCAUCUCCUGAAAAAGAAGUUUCUCCCGUAGUUUUAUACAACUCCAUUCGUCAUUGGAUUGAUCCGAAAACAGGAAAGGCAAUUCCUCUUGAUCAGGCUCUUGCUGAGGGACAUAUCACUCAAGAAGAGUAUGAUAAAUUGAUGAAAGAACCAAUUCCUGAAGAAACCGUUGAAGUCACCGAAACUACUGUCUCAUCGCCUGUUGUAACUAAAACUGAAACAAUUGUUGUCGAAACAAUUGAAGUUCAACAAAAGGUCGAUGACAAACCUGAAAUUAAAGACAAGACAUUAGAAUUCUUAGAAAGUCAAUCUACAUUUAGACCUGAAAGAACAACAGCAUCUCCUGAAAAAGAUGUUUCUCCUGAAACAUCUGAAGCUGUAAAAUCUAAAGAUAAAAAAUCAAAGAAAGAAAAGAAACCUAAAGAAGUUAAAGAAAAAGCCCCUAAAGAAGUCAAAGAAAAAGAACCUAAAGAUGACACUCCUUCUAAAGCUUCGAAAUUCUUCGGCGGAAUCAAAACAGGACUUAUGGCAGUUGUUGGAGCUCCCGUAAUUUUAUACAACUCCAUUCGUCAUUGGAUUGAUCCGAAAACAGGAAAGGCAAUUCCUCUUGAUCAAGCUCUUGCUGAGGGACAUAUCUCUCAAGAAGAGUACGAUAAAUUAAUGAAAGAGCCAAUUCCUGAAGAAAAAGGUGAAGUUCCUUCUGUUGAAGAAACCAAACCUGUUCCCGCGCCACGUACAAAAUCUUCCAAAGCAGACAAAACUAUUACUCCUCCUCAUGUUUUAGAUUUAACUCAAUCUUUAAUUGAUGGCGAAAGCCAAAGUCUUCGUUCAAGCAUUACGCCUGAACGACAAAUUGGUACUAUUCAAAUCGUUAAACAAGAAAUUAUUUACACUCCAAAUGAAGAAGAGGGCAAGCCGAUUGUACCGCCAAGUCCCCGUUCUUCUGUGGAGAGAGAAGUUCACAAAACUAUCAAAAUUGAACCUUCUGAAACGCCAGAAGAAAAAGAAAAGAAAACAAUCAUUACAGAAAUGGUUGAAACUUUUGCUCCUACCACUGACACUCAAACUUCAUUCACUUCUACCAAAACAACGACAAUUACGACUACAGUUAAAACCAUCAUUGAAGGCGAGGAAUCUUCUCAUACCAAUGAUUUCAUGUCUGCUUUCCUUGAUAACGAAGCUACAUUUAGACCAGAAAAAACAACUUAUUCUCAAGUUGAAACAAAAGAAAAAUCUCCCGACACAGAGAGCUUUGCUAAAGAAGCUUCUCCUGACACUUCCAUCUCUUUGUCAGAAGAAGAUCCAACUAAAAAAUCCAAGAAAAAGAAAGACAAGAAAGAAAAAUCCGAUGACUCUAAAGGCUCAAUGUUCAGCGGUAUGAAAAAGGGUCUUAUGAGCAUCGUUGGUAAGGGCGACAAAUCUGAAAGAUCUUCGAAAGAAACGACUCCCGUUGACGAGACUUUACAAAAAACUGACACGACAAAGACGGAAAAGGUUGACGAGCCCGUUGUUCCAAAAACUGAAGCCCCUGAAAAAUCUGAUGUUGUAGAUUCUACUAAACCCGUAGAAACUCCUGAACAUUCUUUGGAUGAAGUAACUGUAUCGAAGAAGAAAGACAGCAAGAAAAAAGAAAAGCCAGAGAAAGAAGAAAAACCCAGCAAAAAUUCCAAAUUACUCGGAACCCUAAAGAAAGGUCUCAUAGCGGCGAUUGGAGUACCAAUCGUUGCUGGAGCCUCCGCUUACGAGUCAUUAAAAUCCAUUAAAUGGAGAAAUCCCAAAACAGGUGAAGAAAUCCCCAUAGAAAAAGCCAUAGAGGAAGGUCUCAUUACCGAAGAAGAGUUAGAAAAAUUGUCGAAAGAACAUUCAGUCACAGUUACAGAUCAAAUUUUGACGGAAAGUCAAACUGACGUCACAUUUCCCGUUUCUCAAGUCAAAAUUGUAGACGAGCCACUUUCUCAAUCUUCUACUGAAAAACCUAAAGAUCCUAAUCAAGCUUUCAUUGAUUACGAACAACAUUUCCGCCCCGAAAAAUCUCAAUCUCCUUCGAAAGAACUCGUUUCAGAAAAUGUCGAAGUAGAAAGAACACAAACGACAUUAGUUACAACCAAAGUAACAAAAGUAGUUGAAGAAAUGGAUGAAAUUGAACCAAAUAAGCCAAGCACAUCAUCCAAAAUCCUGGAUGCCGCAAAAUUGGGAAUGGCAGCUGUUGUUGGCGUCCCAAUUUUAGCAGGUCAAGCUGCUUACAAAUCUGUCAAGAAAUUCAUUAAUCCCAAAACCGGUAAAGAAAUGCCUCUUGAAGAUGCCAUCAAGGAAGGUCUCAUCACGCAAGAACAAUUAGAUCUCCUUGAAAAAUUACCAGAAGAUCAAAAUCUUCAAAUUAUUACUUCUGAAGUUGUUGAAGUAAGUGAACCUGUUGUUCAAACAUUUACUGAAACUGUCACUUUACCCGAUGAUUCUCAACAAUCAUCUACAGUUACAACUACUAUCGUUACUCGUUCUUUCGAAGAUGAACCAACAUCUGAAGAGGUUACUGAAAUUCAUGAAACUACUGAAAAUCUGAUUACAAGUACAGUUGUUACAACAACUCGCGUAAUAAAAACUAUCGAAACAUCGGAAAUCACAACUGUCAUUUCCGAUCAUGAAGGUUCUCCAGAUCCUAAAGUUAUUGUAACUACUGAAGAGCAUCAUGUCAUAACCAAUGAACCUGAUGUCAUUACUCAUGAAUAUACUUCGCAACCAACUGAAACGAAAGUUACUAAAGUCAUUCGAUCAACUCAAGACUUUUUAACGUCAGAAACUGACUCAUCGCGUCAAUCACCUGAAAAGAAAGUACUUUACUUACCCGGAUCCAAAGAAGAUCAAGACUCGCAAACGCCUUCUGAACAAGUUACGGAAUUCAUUACGACUGAACAUCACGAUUUGUCGACAAUUCAAGAGCAAUCCUUCGUCGAAAGUGAGUCUGGAGAUGUAAUUCAAACUGUUCGAUUGCCUCUUGGCGACGCAAUUACCCAAAAUCGCAUCGAACCAAAAUCAUGUAAAGUUUUGGAUGGCGGUUCAGAAUUGCCAUUUACAGUUCAAGAAGGUCUCGAUACCGAAAAAUUAAUUCCUCUCGACUUGGUUGACAUAAUUACGCCACAUUUGGUCGCUCUUGUCGAUGAAACUCCUGAGUUUGUGUUGUCUUUGAACGAAGAUUUAACUCCCGAGCAACUUGCUCAAUACGGAGUUUAUGACGUCGAAACUGAAUCUUUUGUUCAUCCAAAUACGGGACAUCGCAUCUCAUUCCGCGAAUUCAUCUACGAGUUAAAUGUAUUCAAUCCAGAGCUGAUUUUCGUGAAAGAUUUAAGAAAUAAUACUUACGAACCUUUAAAUGUCGCUUUAGAAAAACCUUUGAUCGAUAAACAUACCGGACAAAUGGUUUGUAGCAAAACAGGAAAACGUAUUCCGUUCUUUGAAUGCAUCCGUAGACGAUGGAUCGUACAAAAGAUCCCCGAAACAGUGUCAACGGAACAUGUUGAGGAAGUCGCAACUCCAUUAGAUGAUGGCAAGUUUAAACAAGACACGGCUGAGGUUUCGUGCGAUGGCGAACUCAUACCCAUUGCCGAAGCUUUGCGGUCUGGCUUGAUUAAACCUGAAACGAUUUCCGUCAAAGAUCCUGCUACAAAUGAAAUUUUACCCAUGAAUGUCGCCAUUGAACGGGGAAUUGUCGAUUUGCGACGCGGUGUUGUAAUAAAUUUGACAGAUAUGUCAGAAAUGACGUUUAACGUUGCAUUUUUGCGCGGAAUUUUACUCGAAGGUAAUCGCAGACCAAUUUCUCUCGAAGCAGCAGUCAAAACGGGCUUGUACCAUUCAGAUUCGGGACGUAUUUUAGAUACAAUUUCCGAAGAAUACGUCGAUAUCCGAGAAUCAGUCGACAAAGGUAUUGUUUGUCCUCAUAUUUCGGACAUCAAAGACACGAAACGUAACACUUUAGUGCCUUUAUUAACUGCUAUCGAUACAAAAUUAAUCAAUACUGAAACCGGUAAACUUCAAGAUACGAAAACUAAGAAAGAAUUGCCGCUAGAUGUCGCUGUCAAAAAGAGUUUAGUUGCUACAAAACCUGUUACAAUGAGUGUUACUGACGUUAUUGUCAAGGAAUUGUAUCAUCCUGAAACUGGGUUGAUCCUUAACACUCAAACGGGCAAGGAAAUUCCCCUGAAAGAAGCGAUAAAAUCAAAAUAUGUCGAACUUGAGUCGACUCUCGUGUGGGAUACGCCGAAAGAUGGCCUCGUUCCCGCCAAAGAAGCUGUCAAAGAGAAAUUAAUUGAUGCUCAAACAGGUCGUUUAACAAAUCCAGACCUACCUUUAAACCAAGCCUAUCAACGUGGCUACCUCAUAAGCACUUUAAAGCCCUUAUCUCUCACUGACAUGCUUUUGAGAAAUCUUUACGAUCCAAAUACGGGUCUUCUUGACAUUGACGGCAAAAAAGUAACUCUCGAAAAGGCGAUCAAAGAUGGCGACGUGAUCGCCACAGAAUUCAUUAUUCGCGAUCCAAAGAGUGACAGCAUCAUAAAUCUCAUCGAUGCGAUCCGAAUCGGUGUCAUAAACGCCAAAGUUGGUCAAAUGAUUGAUCCGACAAACGGCACAAAAUUAACCUUAAACGAAGCUUUGGAUCGUGGCUUUAUAAUCCCCGUACGACGAAAAUGCACAUUACCUGAUGCCGUUUUUAAGGGGUUAUAUGAUCCCCGAUCAGGCAAGUUCACGAACACAGUGACGCCUGAAAAGCUUUCCACGGAAAGGGCAAUUCGACGUGGGUUGAUUGUCCCGGAUUCCACAAUUGUUAACCUCAAAGGUCAAGUUUUGCCAUUUGAAAGUGCCGUGGAAACGGGCGUUGUUGAUUCCAAACGUGGUUUAAUCAGCGAUGAGCAUGGAAAUAAAGUUGAUUUCCGUGAAGCUUUUGAUCGCGGAAUUUUAAUUGAAAUUCGAAAGCCCAUAACUUUGUCCGAAGCUCUCGCGAAAAAUAUUUACGACGAAAAAACUGGAUUAUUUAUGGAUCCAAAAACGGGUGAACGGUUAACUUUAAGUAAAGCUCUCGAAACGAAGCUUAUUGAUGGUUCAACGAUUCAAAUUCGUGAUCCAAAGACCUUGUCAUUUACCAAUCUGACAAUUCUCGAUGCCAUCAAGGGAAAAAUCAUCUGCGGUGAAAAUGCGCAGGUCAAACAUGAUAAAACCACAAUUUCACUGAAACAAGCUUUCGAUAUCGGCAUUUUGUGGGAUACGAAAGCACCCAUUAGCUUACAACGUGCCAUCCAUCAAGGCAUUUACAAUGAAAAAACGGGUCGUUUUGCUGAUCCAACCACGCAACGCAAAAUUACGCUCCAUGAGGCGAUGCGAAAAUUCUUUAUCCAUCCCCAACUGCCGUGUCACUUCAACGAAGACGACGAAACUUUGUUGAAUUUGUCGGAAACGUGUCGUCAACGUUUCAUCGACAAGCGGGAGGGAGUCUUCCAGGUCCCUGGCACGGAUAAUUUCGUGUCUCUCAGUCAAGCCAUGAACAUGGGACUCAUUGUUGACAUCGAAAAUGCCAGUUUUGGCUUGUACGAUGCUUUAGCAAUGGGCUUCUAUGAUCGCGAAACACGUAAAAUUAUUCAUCCCGUAAGCAAUCGUCAAAUGACGUUGCAAGAAGCCUUGGAUGAAGACAUUGUCAACUCGAAAUUGUCCAUCGUGAAGAAUUUAACGACGAACAAAUACGAGCAUUUGCUAGAAAGUAUCAAAUCGGGUGUGAUCGACGACUUGGAAGGCGUUUAUCACAUGGGCAAGGGACAAGUUAUUGAUUUACAAGAAGCACGAAAACGUGGUUUCAUUGUCACUCUUCGUCGUCACUUGACGAUCGAACGCAUUAUUAAACUCUAUUUAUACAGAAUUGACGUGGGACACUUUGUUGAUCCAAAUACUAAUGAGCUCUUGACGUUGCGAGAAGCAAUCGAACAUGGGCUCGUGGAUCCUGACACGACUAUUUUCAAAGAUUCCCUUACGGGAGACGACAAAACUUUACGACAAGCUAUUGAUUCGCACGAUAUUGACGUCGAAAAAGGUCUCGUGAACGAUCCGAAAAAUAAGAAUUUUGUCACUUUUGACGUCGCUUUGAGCAAAGGACUGUUAGUUACGGUCCCUAAACCGACGGAAGACGAGAAAAUGGUGAAAAACGAAAGUGUUGAGUUACUCGCGUCGCCAAAUAUGGCAAAUCCGUUGCGCGAAAUGAGCAUCCAAGAAGGUAUCAACGCGAAAAUUAUCGAUCCUGAACUCGCGUACGUCAAAGAUCCGAAUACUGGUAAAUUUAAGCAACUUAAACUCGCGAUCGCUGACGGUUUAGUUGAUCCGGAGACACGGGCUACUGUUGAUUUGCGACAAAUGUUCUUUGUGUUCGGUCCCGCCCUUGUUGUUUACAUCCGUGAGCCCAUUUCCUUUGACUGGGCCAUCGAAUCUAACCUACUCGAUCUGGAAACCGGCAAAUAUCGUGAUCCGCUGGAGGAAGGCGACAAAGUUUACACCCUCAAAGAUGCCAUCACGAUGGGUCUCAUUGAUCCGGAGAGCGUUUUGCUGAAAGAUGGCGCGAAAUGUAAGUUACUGCGACUUCCCGAAGCAUUCCGCAAGGGCUUAGUGGAUGGUGAAAAGGCAAAUGUGCUUGAUACGCAAUCCUCGAAACUCGUAACGUUGCGACAAGCAGUCGAUACGGGCUUGCUAACGACGCCAAAGCAUUCGCUCGAUUUGCAGGAAGCCAUUUCGUAUGGCAUGUAUGACCCCGAAAUGGGACGCUUUAGUGAUCCAUUCACAGCGACAACGGCGACGACGACGCCUGAAACGAAAAAAAGUUAUAAACUUACGUUAGCUGACACGAUUUCGAAGGGCAUCAUUACGCCCACAACGACACUUGUGCGUAAUAACAAAGAAAAUGGUCAAAUUAUUCCGCUACAAGCUGCAAUUACGAACGGCUUAGUUGACGCUAAUGCCGGCAAAGUUAAUUCUAUUACUGCUGCACCCGAAUCUAAACUCACGCAAAUCGACUUUGCAAAAGCUUUCGAAAAAGGCUUAUUAUUACCCGCUGAACAACGGCAAGCAGUUGUCGAGAAAUUCACCCAUUGCGAGGAAAAUCUGUCCAGUCUCCUUAAAUGGAUUGCUAGCGUUGAACAGAAAAUUGCUGCUGUUGGCGGACCGAAAGAACGUCCCGAUGAUUUACGCAAUCAAAUUAAUUCAUUGAAGCAAAUCAAAGACGACAUCGAUUCCCAAUCUCGUCCCGUUGCUUCAUGCCUCGAAACAGUACGUCAAUUGGUGCUCACGGGAGGCGAUGUCUUAUCCGCACCCGAAGUUUCUGCCUUGGAGAAUUCUGGUCGUGAAUUACGAGCACGCGUCGACAAAGCGCAAGACCGCACAAGUCGCUUGUUGAAGAAACUCAGCAACGCCCGCGAUGAACUCGACAAACUCCGUGCCGAACUCGACACGUUCACCAAUUGGUUGGGCGGCGCUCGUCGUACCCUCGAAGAAAAGGAACGUGCAUUAUCCGACUUGACACGUCUCUCAUCCCAAUCUGACUCGAUUCGUGAUUUCGUGAGCGACGUCAUCGCACAUCAAGCCGAUUUGAGAUUUAUCGCGAUGGCAGCGCAGAAAUUCGUCGACGAAAGCAAGGAUUACUUGUCGGUUCUCAACGAUUUCCGUACAACUUUGCCAAAUCGCCUGCCACACAUCGAACCUGUGCCAAGCAGCGAGAGCCCAAUUCGUCAAGAAGUGUCGCUCGUAUCGGCGCAAUAUCGUGAAUUGUUGAACAGAGCAAAUUCGUUAUCAGAUCGUCUCUCGGGACUCGGAGGAAGACAACGCGAAUAUCAAGAUGCUUUGGAAAAAGCUCGUACUUGGCUACGUGAUGUUCAACCACGUGUCACGUCAUGUUUGAACGAUCCAAUUGCCGCCGAUCCACAAACAGUUCAAGAUCAAAUGAACACCGCGAAGACGUUGCACAGCGAAUUUUUGAACAAUGGACGCUUAAUUGACAAUUGCACUCAUGCGUUAUCAACUUUGUUGAAAUCACUCGCAGGUCAAUUAAGCCCAUCGGAAAUCACAGCUUUGGAAGUUCCCGUCGAAGAGGUUAAAGAUCGUUAUGCGCAACUCAUGGAAGCACUUGCGGAUCGUUGUAAAUUACUCGAUACAGCAUUGGUUCAAUCUCAAGGCGUGCAAGAUGCCCUCGAUUCACUCGUGGGAUGGAUCAACAGCUCCGAAGAUAAAUUCAAGUUGCACCUGAAACCAGCUUCUCUCAUCAAGGAACGUCUUUUGGAGCAAGUUCGUGAACAUCGCGGCUUAUUAGCUGAUUUGGAAUCACAUCGCGUAUCUCUUGAAAGUGUGACAGCAUCAGCGCAAGAUUUGAUGGUAACAGCUUCAAAUGCGCGCCUUGCGAAGAAAAUCGAAACAAAAUUGCAAGAUGUCACAAGUCGCUUUGAAAAACUCUUGGAUAAAGCCAUCAAACGUGGCGAAUUCUUGGAUGAUGUCUUGAAACAACUCAGCAAAUUCACUGAUGAAGCAAAUAGUUUGGAACCUGAACUCAUCAACUUGCAAGAAGCAUUGGAAGGACGCGAGAUGCAAUCAUUACCCGUUGAAGCCCAAGCUCAACGAAUGCAAGAUCUUGCUCGUGUCAAAGAUCAAAUCCGUCCAUUGUACCAAGAUUGCACCAAAUUAGGCAAGGAUCUCGUAUCUUUGCGUGAUGUAACCGAUACUGGAGUCGUUCGUGACAAAGUUAAGGUCUUGGAGGAUCUUUGGAAGAGCCUUGAUGCAACUUUGGAUGAACGUGCAAAAUUAUCACGUCAACGCGCCGAACAACUUCACUCUUACGAAUCACUCCGAGAUCAAGUUACGAUGUGGUUAACGAACAUCGAACGUCGUGUCGACUCGUUAUCCCCCGUUGCCGUUGAUGUUGAUGUCAUCAAGGUUCAAAUUGAAGAAGUGAAGCCUUUGGUGAAGGAACAUCGUGAUUACGGACCAACCAUUGACAAAGUCAACGAUUUGGGUAUGCAAUAUGAUGCCCUAAUUGCUCCUGAUUCACCGCGAAAACGUUCAAUGUUCAGUCCAAUGAAACGUCCUGCGCCAUCUCCAGCUCGUCGUGCAUCGGAACGUCGUUCACCAAGCCCGCGUCGUCAAUCAUCCCAAGAUCGUGAUGUGUAUCUCACUGAUAUGAGUCCAAUUCAGCAACAACUCAGCGAAAUCAACAAUCGUUACAGCUUGGUUGGCGCCAAAUUGAACGAUCGUCAAAAUGAAUUGGAUUCACUUCGUGACGAAGUUCGCAAACAUCAAGAUAGCUUGAAGCAGCUUGCUUCAUUCUUGGAGAAAAUCGCGCGUCAAGUCCCUAAAGAUACGAUUGCGACAAAAGAUGAAGCUGAACGUUGCACUCGUCAAGCCCGAAAAGUUCUUGAAGAGAUGUACGAGAAGCAAAGUUUACUUGAUUCAACGAAAGCUCAAGUUCGUGAUUUGCUGAAACGUAAACCUGAUGUACAAGGAGCUGAUCGAUUGAGAGUUGAUUUGGAAACUGUUGCUGAUCGUUGGAAGGCUCUCAAUGAUUUGUGCAAAGAUCGCAUCAACUUCUCCGAACAGUUGCGUGAUUUCUUGGAUACGCAUGACAAUUUGAACCAAUGGUUGAGCGCCAAAGAACGAAUGCUCACCGUUUUGGGUCCAAUUUCAUCGGAUCCUCGCAUGGUUCAGAGUCAAGUUCAACAAGUUCAAGUUUUGCGCGAAGAAUUCCGCGGGCAACAACCUCAACUCAACCAUUUGCAAGGAGUUGGUGCUACAGUUUUGGAUCAUCUGAGCCCAUCAUCUCCCGAAGGACAAGAUGUCAAGAAGAAACUUGUUACAAUCCAAAAGAAAUGGGAUGAUUUGGUUGGAAAACUCGAUGAUCGCGCAAAUAGUUUGGGCGCAGCUGCUGAUUCAACGAAAGAAUUUGAUGCAAGUUUGAAUCGUUUACGUGAAGCAUUGCAAGGCAUCAGUGAUAACUUGGAUGCUUUACCAAAAGAUCGCGAUCAUGACGAAAACUUGCGCAAAAUUGAGAAUCUCGAACGUCAACUUGAAGGUCAACGCCCUCUAUUGGCGGAUAUUGAGCAUGCCGCAGCUGCUUUGUGCAAUGUUUUGGGCGAUCCCGCAUCUCGUGCUGAUGUCAAUGCUCGAGUUGCUGCAGUAGGCAAACAAUAUGCCGCAUUACAGAAGAAAUUGGAUCAACUUAAAGCUGAAACUGAAGCUGCUCUUCGCGGCGGAAGACAAUUCGCUGAACAAUGCGCCAAAACAUUGGGAUGGUUAGCUGGAGAACUUGGAAAUUUGACAGAACGAUUGCUUGUUUCUGCUCAUCGACCAACGUUACAACAUCAAAUCGACACUCAUGAACCAGUUUAUCGUGAAGUUAUGUCGCGUGAACAUGAAAUCAUCAUGUUGUUGAAUAAAGGACGUGAUUUGUCAGAAAAACCAGGACAAACAGCGGAUCGCGCAUUACAACGUGAUUUGGAUAAGAUUCAACAACAAUGGGAGAAGUUGCGUCGUGAUGCUGUCGAUCGUCAUAAUCGACUUCAAACUUGCAUGGAACAUUGCAAGAAAUAUCAUGCGACUUCAGAGGUGUUCCUUACAUGGCUCCGUACUGCCGAAGAUAAAUUGGCAAACAUUCGUCCCGGAGUUUUGAAGAAGGCACAACUUGAACAACAACUUAAAGAACUUCAAGCCAUCCGAAGUGAUGUUUGGAAGAAAUCCGGCGAAUAUGAAAACACUCGUAGUUUGGGCGAAAGCUUCUUGGCUGCUUGUGAUGUUGACAAAGAUCCCGUCAAAGGAGAACUUCAAGAUACCAAGGCACGUUGGGAACGGUUGAACAAUGAACUUCUCGCUCGUGCACAAACUUUGGACAAUUGUUCACGUCGUUUGGGCGACUUCAACGAAGAAUUACGCGAUCUCGACAAUUCUGUACGACGUUGCGAAGAUCGUUUGGGAGCUCAUGAUGCCUUGGGAGGCGCUGCUCGUGAUCCAAAACUUCUUGAUCGCGUCAAAGCCAUCCGUGAAGAUGUUGCUGCCUUGAAGAAACCUUUGAGCAACUUGCGCAAAUUGGCGGGAGAUAUUGCAGUUGAAGCUCGUGCUGCCGGCGGAGAUGCUGAUCACUUACAAAAUGAAGUAGAUGGCGUUUCAGAUCGCAUCAACGACUUACAAUCGCGUCUUGAUGAUCGUUGCGGUGAGCUUCAAUCCGCAGCAACUGCCGUUCAACAAUUCAAUGAACAAGUGAAGAACUUAAGUUUAGAUCUUGGCGAUUUGGAACGCGAAGUUGAUGCUUUGGGACCUCCAGCGCGUGAAAUCAAGGUUGUUGUCAAUCAAUUGGAUCAAAACGCUGCACUUCAAGCGAAGAUCGAAUCAACUGGAAAUCGCGUUGCCGAAAUUGAACGUUCAGGCGAACAACUCGUUGAUUCAGGAUUUGCUCCAGAUACCGCAGCAACUCGCGAUCAAGUUACUUCACUCAAACGACAAUUGGUUCGUUUGGAGAACAAGACGAAAGACAAUGAAGACAACUUGUUGAAAACUCUCAAAGCUUUGGAGAAAUUCUAUGAUGCGCAUACCGCGAUUUUGGAUGAUUUGACUGAAGUUGAGGGUGAACUGAAGAAACUUAAAGCUGUCAGUUCUGAACUUGACCAAAUCAGACAUCAACAAGAAGAUUUCCGACGCUUCCGUGCUCGUGUCAUUGAUCCCUUGGCAUCAAAUGUUGAUAAUGUCAAUAGUAUGGGACAAGAUCUGGUUCGAUCAGCUCAUUCAGGCGUCUCGACAAAUCAACUUGAACGUGAUUUGGAUCGCAUGAAUGAACGUUGGAAUGCAUUGAAGGAGAAAACGAAUGAUCGUGAACGUCGUCUUGAUGUCGGAUUAUUACAAUCCGGCAAAUUCCAAGAAGCUCUUGAUGGUUUAGCCAAAUGGUUGAACGAAAUGGAAGAAAUGGUUGCCAAUCAAAAACCUCCAAGCGCCGAUUACAAAGUUGUCAAGGCACAAUUGCAAGAACAGAAAUUCCUCACAAAGAUGUUGUUGGAUCGUCAAAAUUCAAUGUCAUCUUUGAUGAAAUUGGGACAAGAAGUUCUCGCCAAUUGUGAUCCAAAGGAAAAGGCAGGCAUUGAACGUCAACUCAAAGAUUUGAUGAAUCGUUUCGAUGCACUACGAGAUGGCGCUGAAGCUCGAACUCUUGAUUUAGAACGUGCCAUGCAAGUUGCCAAACAAUUCCAAGACAAACUUGAGCCAUUGACAAAAUGGUUGGAAGGUGCUGAACGAAAACUCAAAGCUAUGGAAAUGGUACCAACCGACGAAGAAAAGAUUCAACAACGAAUUCAAGAACAUGCCCGUCUUCAUGACGAAAUCAUCUCAAAGAAGGUUGACUUCAGUGAAUUAGCUGACAUCGCUGGGCAACUGAUGGGCUUAGUUGGCGACGACGAAGGCGUUCAAUUGGGCGAAAAAUUACAAAACGUAACAACUCGUUACACGGAUCUCGUGAAUGCCAGCGAAGACAUUGGUGCUUUGUUAAAUCAAUCGCGUCAAGGAUUGCGCCAUCUAGUGUUGACUUAUCAAGACUUGGUUGCUUGGAUGGAUCAAACGGAAGCCAAACUCGCCAAAUUCCGCGUUUUGCCUGUACAUACCGACAAAUUGUGCGAAUACAUGGAUAUCCUUGUUGAAAUCAACGAAGAUAUCGCAUCUCGUGCUCCCAACGUUGAAUCUACCGUCGAAGCAGGCAACGAACUCAUGAAACACAUUUCCUCGGACGAAGCCCUGCAACUUAAGGACAAAUUGGAUUCACUUCAACGUCGUUACGGCGAACUUGCGAAUCGCGGCGGCGAUUUAUUGAAACAAGCUCAAAAGGCAUUGCCUUUAGUUCAACAAUUCCAUGAUUCGCAUGCUCGUUUAAUCGAUUGGAUGCAAGGAGCGGAAGCUGUUUUAGCAACAGGUGAUCCUCGGGAAGAUGAUAUUCAUCGUUUGGAGAACGAAUUAUCUGUCGUUAGACCUUUACUUGAGAGCGUCAACCAAGUUGGACCUCAAUUGUGUCAAUUAUCACCGGGAGAGGGCGCUUCAACUAUCGAAGGUUUAGUAACGCGCGAUAAUCGUCGUUUCGAAGCGAUUGUUGAGCAAAUUCAACGCAAAGCAGAACGUUUGCACUUGAGUAAACAACGUUCGAAGGAAGUUACGGGAGACAUUGAUGAUCUUCUUGAAUGGUUCCGUGACAUGGAUGCUACUUUACGUGAAGCAGAACCUCCAGCGCUUGAACCUCGUGCAGUUCGUGCUCAAUUACAAGAGCAUCGCAACAUCAACGACGACGUUUCAAGUCAAAAAGGACGCGUUCGUGAUGUUACAUCUGCCGCUAAGAAGGUUAUUCGAGAAUCACAACCGAGUGAAAGUGUCACUUCGCUCCGUGAAAAACUCGAGGACCUCAAAGAAGUUGUCGAAACUGUCGUUCAAUUGUGUUCCGAUCGUCUUUCGUUGUUGGAACAAGCACUCCCCUUGGCUGAACACUUUGCCGAAUCGCAUAAUCAACUCGUAACAUGGCUUUCCGACAUGGAACAUCAAAUCUCCUUGCUGUCAAUGCCCGCUUUACGUCCCGAUCAAAUCGCCAUUCAACAAGAUAAGAACGAGCGAUUGACGCAAUCCAUCACGGAACACAAACCGCUUUUGGAUAAAUUGAAUAAAACGGGAGAAACUCUUCAACAAGUCGUCAACGAUGAUGAUCAACACAAAAUUCAAGAAAUUUUGGAUUCAGAUAAUGCUCGUUAUGCCGCCCUCAAAGCCGAAUUGCGUGAAAGACAAAAUGCUCUGGAACGCGCUUUGCAAGAAUCCAGUCAAUUUAGUGACAAAUUGGAAGGUAUGUUACGUGCUUUGGCCAAUACUUGCGAUCAAGUCAACAACGCUGAGCCAAUUUCCGCCCAUCCGCCACGCAUUGUCGAGCAAAUCGAAGACAACAAUGCCAUUAUGGAUGACAUCGAUAAACGCGGAGAUGCUUAUAACACCGUAAAACGUGCUGCUGCUGACGUCAUUAGCAAGGCGCAGAACCCCAACGAUCCCGCUGUCAAGGAUAUCAAACGAAAAUUGGAUAAACUCAACAAAUUAUGGGACGACAUCAACAAUGCAACUGGCAAACGGGCCAAAUCUCUCGAUGAAAUUCUCGAAAUUGCCAAGAAAUUCUGGAAAGAUCUUCAAGCUGUCAUGGCGGCGUUGAAAGAUUUGCAAGAUACCCUUUCGACGCAAGAACCACCGGCAGCUCAACCCGCCGAAAUUAAAAAACAACAAGUUGCAUUGCAAGAAAUUCGUCAUGAAAUCGACCAAACGAAGCCCGAGGUCGAACAAGUGCGUCGCAAUGGAAAUAGUUUGAUGGCGCUCUGCGGCGAAGCUGACAAACCCGAAGUCAAGAAGCACAUUGAGGACUUGGAUCAUGCUUGGGACGGCAUUACAGCGUUGUAUGCCAAGCGUGAGGAGAAUUUGAUCGAUGCCAUGGAAAAGGCGAUGGAAUAUCACGAAACUCUUCAAAACUUGUUGGCUUUCUUGACGAAGGCGGAAGAGCGUUUCAGCAAAUUGGGUCCCGUUGGAUCGGAUAUUGAUGCUGUCAAACGUCAAAUUGAGCAGUUGAAGCACUUCAAGGAUGACGUUGAUCCACACAUGGUGCAAGUUGAGUCCUUGAAUAGACAAGCAAUUGAACUCACCGAGAGAACAUCCAUGGAACAAGCCCAAGCUAUCCGUGAGCCAUUGAAUCAAGUUAACCGCAGAUGGGAGAAUCUCCUCCGUUCCAUGGUUGAACGUCAAAAGGCUCUCGAACAUGCCUUAUUGCAUUUGGGACAAUUCCAACAUGCCCUUAACGAACUUUUGGUCUGGAUUAGCAGAACAGAAAGCACUUUAGAUCAACUUAAACCUAUUCCGGGCGAUCCACAAUUACUCGAAGUAGAGUUGGCUAAACUCAAGGUAUUAGCAAAUGACAUUCAAGCACAUCAAAGCAGUGUCGAUACACUCAACGAUGCGGGUCGUCAAUUAAUCGAAAGUGAACGUGGUUCCGUCGAGGCUUCAACCACGCAAGAAAAACUUCAUACAUUGAACAAACAAUGGCGUGAUUUGCUCCAAAAAGCUGCCGAUCGUCAACAUGAACUCGAAGAAGCAUUGCAUGAAGCUCAAAACUUCACUGCUGAAGUUCAAGAUUUGCUUGGAUGGUUGGGUGAUGUCGAUGGAGUCAUUGGUGCAAGCAAACCUGUCGGAGGAUUGCCUGAAACUGCUUCCGAACAACUCGAACGCUUCAUGGAAGUCUACAACGAACUCGAGGAAAAUCGUCCCAAGGUUGAAACUUUGUUGCAACAAGGCAACGAGUACAUCAAACGUCAAAACUCGAUGAAUGUGUCGUCAAGUAACUUGCAACACAUCAUGCGAACAUUGAAACAACGAUGGGAAGCUGUUUUGUCGCGUGCCAGCGAUAAAAAGAUCAAACUUGAAAUCGCUUUGAAAGAAGCUACCGAGUUCCAUGAUGCGCUCCAAGCAUUCGUUGAUUGGUUGACGCAAGCGGAAAAGCAAUUGUCGGAAGCGACGCCUGUUUCUCGCGUUUUGGAGAAGAUCCAGAAGCAAAUCGACGAACACAAAGUCUUGCAAAAGGACGUUUCAAUCCAUCGCGAAGCCAUGUUACUUUUGGACAAAAAGGGAACUCACUUGAAAUACUUCAGUCAGAAGCAAGAUGUUAUUCUCAUCAAGAAUUUGCUCGUUAGCGUUCAACAUCGAUGGGAGAAAGUCGUUGCGAAGGUUGCCGAACGCACUCGUGCCUUGGAUCACGGUUACAAAGAAGCCCGCGAAUUCCACGAUGCAUGGGAACAACUCAUCUCGUGGUUGCAAGACACCGAAAAAACUUUGGAUAAUUUGGCAGAGGAAAGUGCUCACAGCAACAAUCCCGCCCAAAUUAAAAAAUAUCUCGAAAAAGUGCGCGAAACCCAAAAAUUGCUGCAACAAAAGCAAGGACAAUACGAUCUUACGAUGCGAACAGGCAAAGGACUUGCCGAUCGUGCUCCCAAAUCCGACGAAGUUAUCUUAUCCAAAAUGCUUUACGAACUCAAGGAGACAUGGACUCGUGUUUGCACCAAGAGCGUCGAACGUCAACGCAAACUCGAAGAAGCACUUUUGCUCUCAGGUCAAUUCUCGGAUGCCCUUCAUGCGUUACUCGAAUGGCUUAAGAAGGCAAAAUUGCGAUUGUCUGACGAAGGUCCGGUUCACGGGGACUUAGAUACUGUCACCGCGUUAUGCGAUCAACACAAACACAUCGAACAAGAUUUGGAGAAACGUCAUUCGCAGCUUCAGGGAGUCCUUAAAACAGGCCGCGAACUUGAAAAGAGCGACGAAUCGCGUCAAACAACACAAAACUUGCGCGAACUCCAAAAAUUAUGGGAUGAAGUUCAAAGUUUGAGUGAACGUCGCAAGGCACGUCUCGCCGAAGCACUUCGCGAAGCCGAACGUUUGCACAAAUCCGUGCACAUGUUGCUCGAAUGGCUCUCCGAAGCCGAACAAAAGCUCCGUUAUGCCCAAACCAUCCCCGAAGACGAACACAAAGCAAAAGAACUCUUGGAUUUGCAUGCCAAAUUUAUGCGAGAAUUGCGCGAAAAGGAAUACGAAAAGGACAAUACGUUGCGGCUUGCUAACAGUAUCUUAGAAAAAGCGCAUCCCGAUGCCAUUCCCAUCAUCAAGAACUGGAUUUCCAUCAUUACGACACGUUGGGAGGAAAUUAGUCAAUGGGCGUUGCAACGUGAGAACAAACUCAAGGACAAUUUGCAAGCGUUACGCGAUUUGGAUAAUACCAUUGAGGAAUUGCUCGCAUGGUUGACGGGACUCCAGAACACGUUGAUCAACUUGGAGCAAGAACGUCUACCCGACAGCAUUCCCGAAACGGAGGCGUUGAUCCAGGAUCACAAAGAGUUUAUGGAAAACACCGCGAGACGCACCGGAGAAAUCGAUCGUGCGUGCAAACCAAAAGCUCCGCCAGCAGGAACGAAGGAGGCACGCAAACCAUCGCGUUCAUUCAAGACACCAAUACGAGGAUCGCAACACGACAUUCACGAAGGCUCUCCAGAUGUCGGUUCACUGAACAGAAAACAAAGCUUCAAAGGAUCAAACGUUGGAAUCAAUGCAAGACGUACUAGUCGUAUCAGUCCAGCUCGUGAAGCACAAACACCCGACAGAGACCGUCUACCACACUAUGGUCCACGAUUCAAGGAUAGUGAUGCUGUUGAUGAGAUGCGUUCACCACGUGCCCGUGUCCUUUGGGAUAAAUGGCGCAACGUUUGGAUGUUAGCGUGGGAACGUCAACGUCGUCUCCAUGAUCACUUGUUGCAUUUGCUCGACUUGGAACGCGUUCGCAACUUCAGCUGGGACGAAUGGCGCAAACGUUUCUUGAAAUUCAUGAAUCACAAGAAGUCUCGUCUCACUGAUUUGUUCCGCAAAAUGGAUAAGGAUAACAAUGGCUUGAUACCGCGCGAAAUUUUCGUCGAUGGUAUCAUUGGAACGAAAUUCGAUACAUCUCGCUUGGAAAUGGGUUGCGUUGCUGACUUGUUCGAUCGCAAUGGAGAAGGUUUGAUCGAUUGGCAAGAAUUUAUUGCCGCUCUUCGUCCCGAUUGGCAAGAACGCAAACCCACAACGGAUGCUGACAAAAUCCAUGAUGAAGUCAAACGUCUCGUCAUGAUGUGCACGUGUCGUCAGAAGUUCCGUGUCUUCCAAGUGGGAGAAGGAAAAUAUCGCUUUGGCGAUUCACAAAAACUCCGUCUUGUCCGUAUCUUGAGAAGUACCGUUAUGGUUCGUGUUGGCGGCGGUUGGCAAGCUUUGGAUGAAUUCUUGCUCAAGAACGACCCUUGCCGAGCCAAAGGACGUACAAACAUCGAAUUACGUGAGAAAUUUAUAUUAGCUGAUGGUGUGUCGCAACAAAUGGCUGCAUUCAAGCCACGUCGCUCUGUGGAUAGAGACUCUACUACCGAAUCGCCCGGUAUUCCAACGCAAGGUCCAAUUGUAAAGGUGCGUGAACGUUCCGUACGAUCCAUUCCAAUGUCCCGAGGUAGAUCAUCACUUUCAGCAUCGACCCCUGAUUCGUUAUCCGAUAAUGAAGCUGGAGGUCGUUACACGCCAAGAAAAGUGUCAUAUACCGCACGCGGAUACACUCCAACAAGCACCUCAAAACCCGGCUCUCGCCCGGGAUCAAAACCACCAUCGCGUCACGGUUCAAACCUUUCGCUCGAUAGCACAGAUGAUGGAAGCUCGUCACGCAUUCCCACGAGACGCGUAACAUCCAGCACGCCAAUGAGACCCACAAAACUCGGCGUCACAUCUACCACAAAAUCCUCAAAUGGAGUGACUCCCGGAUCAAGAUCACGAUCUGGAGCAGCAAGUCCAGCUCCUACAAGAAACGGCGGAAUGAGUCGAGCAUCUAGCAUACCGACAUUAGUAUCUGGCUUGCCAUCAUCUAGUUCGCGAGGAGUGAUCGGAUCAAGGAUACCGAUAGCACGACGCACAUCAAAUACAUCAACUUCUUCCUCAGUUACAGGAAAGUCGCUGAGUGGUCAAUCAACGCCAUCCGGCAUGCAGACGCCAUCACGCAAGGGCUCCGUCGAACCAACGUUACAACGAACAUCCGCAUCUACAUCGCGCGGCACGACGCCCGCCAGCGAAAAACGAGCGCCAUUUAGAUUGUAAAGAAAAAAAUUUGCAAGACAACAAAAAAAUGAUAUAAUGAUAAAAAAUUAUAUACAAAACAUUAAAAGACUAACCACCAUUACAUUAAACGCUUAACAAAACAAAAAAAAAGAAGAAAAUUAAAAAACACACACGACGAAAGAAGCAGAAAGAGGCAACAGAUCGAUUAUAAUUUCUAUUUAUUAUUUAUAAGUUUGUUAAUAAUUAAUAUUUAAAAAAAACGAAACGGAGGCAGGAUAAAAAAAAAGUUGUAAGAUAUUCAAAAAAAUAAUAUUCGAAUCCAGUGAGAAAAAAAAUCGUAACUAGACAACAACAAAAAAAAAACAAUUAAAGCUAAGUACUAAAAAAAGACUUUACUAACACAAAGAGAAACCUCAUAAAAAAAAUAUUUACGGAAAAAGUAACAGAUUUACCGCAACAAUAUUACCAUUCAAAAAAAUUAGGAUUACUCAUAAUAGGGCCCUUUUUAGAACAUCUUUCGCCAGGGAUUUCUAUAAAUCGACUCUAUUUUGACAUUUCCCCCAAAAAAAAUUUCAAGAAUUUGACUCUACUUGUACAAGAGAUAAUCGCCAGUUUUUCUUGUAUAAUUCAGAAUCGAAUCGCGAAGAAAAUUGUAUAUGAGACCAUAUAUAAAGAAAAAUAUUUAUAUUUAAUUAAAAAAAAGUCAUUUAAUUUUUUUUUUUCGUUUUUUGACAGUCUAUUAGAAGAUGUAAUUAAUAAAAUAAUUAAUAAGAAAAUGUUUUAUAUUGUAAUAAUUAUAAAAAAAAUUGUUUGUAAAAAUAUUAAAGAGUUAAAAUUUUUUUUUUUGUUUUUGAUCAUGUCGUUGCUUAAAUAAA